This is a messenger RNA of Insectozyma verbasci, 1773 nucleotides long. The record is from the annotation of a GenBank genome assembly. NCBI's taxonomy places the organism in Eukaryota, Fungi, Ascomycota, Pichiomycetes, Serinales, Debaryomycetaceae.
AUGGAUUCAGAUGAGAAUACUUCAUUAUUAUCUAAUUCAAGAAGAUCUUCUCAAGCUUUUUUAGAUCAACAUGGUUCUUUUAAAGGUUCAAAUUCAUUACAGAAUUUUGCGUCUUCAUUUGUUAGAUCUACAAGUUUUGCUGCUAAUAAGAUAGAUAAUGAUAUUCAUAAAAAGAGAUCAUUUUUCACUCAAACUUGUCCAAUAGAUGGUGGUUCAGCUUUAAUUGAAGAUGAAACUUUUGAUCCUGAAUUUAUGAUUCCAAGUUAUAAAGGAGAAAGAUUAUCUAGUGUAAUUCAUGAUUUACAAUCUAAAAAUUCUUUAUUUUUAAAUAAUGCAAAUGAAAUUGAUAAUUAUUUAUCUGGUAGUAAUAAUGAAAUAUUUUAUCAUGAUGAUAUUUUGAAAGUUUUAAAUGAUACUAGAUCAAGACAAAAUAGUAAUAGUAAUAAUCCCCCCGGUGCAAUUCCAAUUAAAAAACAAAGAUUAUUCAAACCACAAUCUUUUAGUUCUUUAAGAUCUAAUGCAAUUUCAUUAACUCCUUCAAUUAUAAGUUUUAAAAAAAUUGAAGAUGAAAAUGGAAAUAUAGUUACUAUAUUACAAGGUCAAUCUACAGCUCCACAAACUAUUUUCAAUUCUGUUAAUGUUUUAAUUGGUGUUGGAUUAUUAGCAUUACCUUCAAUGAUGAAUUUAUGUGGUUGGGUUUUGGGUAUUUCAACAUUAUUAAUUUGUGGUUUAACCACUUGUUAUACUGCUUCUUUAUUAUCAAAAUCAAUGGAUACAGAUAAAACAAUUAUGACUUAUGCAGAUUUAGGGUAUGCAGCAUAUGGAUCAAAAGCAAAAUUAAUAAUAUCAUUAUUAUUUUCAAUUGAUUUAUUAGGAGCUGGUGUUUCAUUAAUUGUUUUAUUUAGUGAUUCAUUAUAUGCAUUAAUUGGGAACAAUCAAUAUUGGAAUAAAACAGAUUUAAAAUUAAUUUCAUUUGUUAUAUUAACUCCAUUUACAUUUUUACCAUUAUCUCUAUUAUCUGUUAUUUCAUUAUUUGGAAUAAUUUCAACAAUUUCAAUAACUUUUUUAAUUUUCAUUUGUGGAUUAAUUAAACAAGAUUCACCAGGUUCAUUAAUUCAAUUCAUGUCUACUAAUAUAUUCCCUUCAAAUUGGAUGGAAUUUUUAGUUGGUAUUUCUUUAGCAAUGGCUCCAUUUGGUGGACAUGCAAUUUUUCCAAAUUUAAAAAGUGAUAUGAAACAUCCUUAUAAAUUCAAUAAUACUUUAAAAUAUACUUAUUCAAUAACUAUAAUUACUGAUUUAUCAAUGGCGAUAAUUGGUUAUUUAAUGUAUGGAAAUAAAAAUUCAAAUGAAAUUACAAAUACUUUAUUAUUAACUAAAGGUUAUCCAAUUUGGGUAUAUCCAUUAAUUUCAGGAUUAAUUUGUUUAGUUCCAUUAGCAAAGACUCCAUUGAAUGCAAAACCAAUAAUACUGACAUUAAAUUCAAUAUUAAUUACUAAAAAUAAUAAUAUACUUAAUUCAGUGAUUAGUUUCUCGAUUAAAAUUGGAGUUAAUUUUACAUUUGUUGUAUUGGCUAUUUUAUUCCCUGAAUUUGAUAAAAUUUUGGGAAUGUUAGGUGCUUCAAUCUGUUUCAUAAUUUGUAACAUUUUACCAAGUUUAUUUUAUCUAAAAUUAUGCAAGAAUAUAAACAUAUACGAAAGAUUAUUCGUACAAUUGAUAAUCAUAAUUUCAUCAAUCAUUGGCAUUUUUGCAACUUAUGCGGUCAUUAUUUAUUAA